GUUUAUAUAAACAGCUCAGCUCAGUAAAGUGUCCGAUGGAAGAGACGCACUAAACUCUACAUGGAGAAUCACUUUAAUGAUCAAAGGACGGAAUGUUCCGCCGGUUCAGACAGCAACGACUGCCAGAGGGUGGACCAGUAUGGAUUUGAGAGAGCAGAAGAUUUCAACUAUGAAUCCUAUGAGGAGUUUAUGUCCAGGCAUUUAGCUGUUGUCACUAGAAGGUCAAACAAGUGGUCGAAGCUUUUGCAGGGCACUGUAAAAGUGGAGAAAAAUGUAAAAGUGAAGCGUUAUGUGAGGAAGGGGGUUCCAUGUGAACAUCGCACUCAGAUCUGGAUGGCAGCUAGUGGAGCCCAGGACCAGUUGGACAGAAAUCCUGGCUACUAUCAUUCUCUAUUAAAGGCUGAGCAUGACCCUAAAACAGAAGAGGUUAUACGUGCUGAUAUGCACAGAACCUUCCCUGACAACAUUCAGUUCCGUGCCUCCUCCCAGCCAUGUUUACAAAAAGCCCUGUUUAAUGUACUUCUGGCUUAUGGACACCACAAUAAGGAUGUUGGUUACUGUCAGGGAAUGAACUUUAUUGCUGGAUAUCUCCUCAUCAUCGCCAAAGAUGAAGAGAAGUCUUUCUGGUUAAUGGAUGCUUUAAUUGGCAAGAUCUUACCAGACUAUUACACACCAACAAUGCUGGGGCUUAAAAUGGAUCAAGAGGUGCUUGGAGAGCUUGUCAGGAUGAAGGUUCCUGCUGUCUGGCAGGUCAUGAAUCGGCACGAUGUAAUGUGGACCCUGGUGGUCUCACGCUGGUUCAUCUGCCUGUACGUUGACAUACUUCCUGUAGAGACAGUGCUGAGGAUAUGGGAUUGCCUUUUUUACGAAGGAUCCAAGAUCCUGUUCCGAGUGGCUUUGACUCUGAUUCGUCACCAUCAGAACCUCAUCUCACAGGCACAGAGUCUCCCAGAAAUUUGCGAACGCUUUAAACAGAUCACUCACGGGGAGUACGUAGAGGACUACCAUACAUUCAUGCAGAAAAUCUUUAUGGAGCCUGGAGGUCUCUCUACAGCAACAAUUGCUAAACUCAGGAAGAUGUGUAGGAAUCGCAUUGCUUCUGUCUAAAACCCUCCUUUACACAAAAUUGUGAACAUGGACAUACAGUUCUGCAUGUUCAGGAUGAGAAUCUAUUACUUACUGUGUGGUAAAACUUUAUGGUAUGUUAAGCUUUUAUAUGAAUAUUUUAAACAUAAUGAAAGGGAUACACUACCUUUCCAAAAUUUGGGGUCAGUAAGAUUUUUUUUGCAAGACGUCUCUUAUGAUUACCAAGCCUGAAUUUAUUUGAUCAAAACUACAGCAAAACAGUAAUAUUGUAAAGUAUCAUUUACAAUUUAAAAUAAGGCAGCAGCUAUUUACACCAAGUGAAAAUAGCGGUAUUUUUUAACGAUAUGCUAUUUACACUAAGUGCAAAUAGCUAUAGAUUCUAUUUACACUAUUUUAAAAUAGCAAGAUUUUCUGCCAUUUAUAUAAGCCUACUACUUAUUGCAAAUACUGGCAAUUAUCUGCACCUCAGUAUUGUAGUACAUUUAUAAAACAGUAUGCAAUAAUAACGUAUUGAGUGUAAAUUAUAGUUUUAAUUCAAAUUAUUAAAUGGAUGCCACCUUAUUGGGACAAUAAAGCACUCCCUACACCUACCCUAUACUUUAUUUUCAGCUUUUUGAUUAUUUUAUUGAAAAUAAAUGCCUUUCCGAUGCGAUAUGAGAUUUGAAAAGGGAGAAAAAAAAGUUCGGUAAACGGCAGGUUCGAACUCGGGUCAAUUAGUUUACGUCAAAAAGCACAUGCUUUACCAUCUACGCCACUGAAACUGAAGUAAAACAAGCGUCUUUUUUCAGUGUUGACUAUCCCAAUCACAUGUUGGUGGGUGGAGUCAGUGUAAAUAGCCUCUGCCAACAAGAGGGGCUAUUUGCACUUAGUGUAUUUAUAUAGAAAGGUUUAAAUAUGUAAUUUUGAUUCCUGUGAUGGCAAAAAAUGUGAUUUUUUAGCAGCUAUUACUUCAGUCUUCAGUGUCACAUGAGCCUUUAGAAAUCAUUCUAAUUUACUGAUUUGGUGUUGCUUAAUAUUAAUAUUUCAUGGAUAUGGUGAUAAAUAUUGUUUGAUUAAUGGAAAACCAAUAAAGCAUUUAUUGAAUGCUUUUGAAAGAUUAGAAACGUCUUAAAUUUGACUUUUGAUCAAUUUAAUGUGUCGUUGCUGAAUUAUUAUUUUUCAAAAAAAUUUACUGACCCCAACCCCAACCCCAAAAAAAGGUUAUCAUUUACUGGAGGCAUGCCGUUCCAAACUUGUAUGAUCUUUACUGUUUGAGUAUGUGAAACACAAGUAUAUAUUUAGAAUUUUAAUUUUUGGGUGAACAAUCUAAGAGGAAUUAACUUUUUUCAUUUUUUUACUAAUAACAAUCAGUUUUCUGUUAUAACUAAAUAAAGAUAUUUA
Onychostoma macrolepis is the source of this 2466-nucleotide messenger RNA. It is a transcript of the gene grtp1b, whose product is annotated as growth hormone regulated TBC protein 1b. The record is from RefSeq and is a predicted model, not a curated record. Bases 61 to 1107 code for a protein of 348 amino acids. The transcript is spliced from 8 exons. NCBI's taxonomy places the organism in Eukaryota, Metazoa, Chordata, Actinopteri, Cypriniformes, Cyprinidae.